Messenger RNA from Acinonyx jubatus (cheetah), 1572 nucleotides. RefSeq names its product prefoldin subunit 1-like. Gene Ontology annotation, molecular function: protein folding chaperone. The record is from RefSeq and is a predicted model, not a curated record. Bases 167 to 532 code for a protein of 121 amino acids. Gene Ontology annotation, cellular component: prefoldin complex; cytoplasm. Lineage: Eukaryota; Metazoa; Chordata; Mammalia; Carnivora; Felidae. The transcript has a single exon. Gene Ontology annotation, biological process: protein folding.
AGGAAAAUUUUACAUUUCUGUAUUUGGGGCCUGAAUUUAACCUCAGUUUUUGAUAAAGCCAGGCAGGCUCUGGAAGGCUUAACCUUUAUAGGAAACGUAUUCUGUAUAAUAUUCCUGUCACAUUAACAACAUUUAAGAAUUAAGAUAAUUUACGGAGUGGACCAAGAUGGUGGCUCCUGUGGAUCUGGAAUUGAAGAAGGCCUUCACAGAGCUUCAAGCCAAAGUUAUUGACACGCAGCAGGUGAGGCUUGCAGACAUACAGAUUGAACAGCUAGACAGAACGAAAAAGCAUGCACAUCUUACAGGUACAGAGAUUAUGACUUUGAUAGAGGAGACUAACAUGUAUGAAGGUGUAGGAAGAAUGUUUAUUCUUCAGUCCAGGGAGGUAAUUCACAAUCAACUGCUAGAGAAACAGAAAAUAGCAGAAGAAAAAAUUAAAGAAUUGGGACAGAAAAAAUCCUACCUGGAGCGGAGUGUGAAGGAAGCUGAGGACAACAUCCGGGAGAUGCUGAUGGCACGAAGGGCACAGUAGGAAACCUCUAGUGGAAGCUUCCUGCCCCCUUCCAUUCCUCGCCAGGGCAGAGGGGCUCGUGUGGGGAAACAUCCUCUCUUCUGCCCUGAUGGACUUCUUAUUUGAAUGAUCUGGUGGCCCUAUGCUUUCUACUUCACCCUGAUCCCCUUUCCGAUCCUGGCUUUGCCUGCCACCCUUGCCCAGGAUACUCUUCUCCCCUGUGGGUGAGUCACGAACUCCCAGGAGAGGCAAGAUGGGAGCCAGGACAGAUAGGGGAGCUCUGCCCAAACCUGUUAGUUAUGCUGGUUAGACCAAUAAAAGGCAUCUGUCCGCCCCCUGCCCCCCACCCCCACAAAAAAAAAAAAAAGAUAAUUUACGUACAAAACUUAACCAGGAUCACAUCUAGGAAGGAGAGCUGGGGAGUCUGGGAAUUUUACUUUCCAUUUUACAUCUUUCUGUGUGGUUUUAGUUUUUGACCAUGUGACAGUUUUAUUCUUAAAAAAAAAGUAUGUCCAUUUGUUUAUUGUUUAUUGGCCUCUGAAAAUUUCUGAAUAUGUACUUGACAGUUGAAUUAUGUCCCAAACAGAGGCUGACACCCAGUCCAGUUACCCAAGGAGAGGCAGCUCUGAGGGCAACUGGAACAGGCACAUGAUUUUUAGUUCAAUCUGUCUUCCUUUGUUAUUCCAGACUUUCCUAGGCUCUUAGUUUUGUUUUGUUUGUUUUUGAGGGGAAAACCCUAGUUUUUGACCCAGGAAGAUGUUUUAGUUAUCUGUCAAGAUACUUCUGAGUUUUUGAAAAAUCGACUCCCAGUUACAGGUUUACCCAAAUACUUCUCUUGCCCCCUUUUGCUUAAAUGUUGCAGUAUGAUGCACUGUCCCCUGUGAGGACUUCCCAUUUAUUCCUAAAGUAAUGGGUACCAUUUCCCUAAGUAAUCAUUGUGUGACUAUACCAUUUCUCAAAAGGUUAUAGCCUAGUGAGAGGUGAGUAAAUUAAUGCUCCAGAUAUUCCUUGCUAAAGUAUUUUCUCCCCUGAAACUAAAUUUAACACCCAUUUGUGUAAAU